This is a messenger RNA of Eurypyga helias (sunbittern), 4050 nucleotides long. It is a transcript of the gene MYO3A, whose product is annotated as myosin IIIA. NCBI's taxonomy places the organism in Eukaryota, Metazoa, Chordata, Aves, Eurypygiformes, Eurypygidae. Gene Ontology annotation, cellular component: myosin complex. The record is from RefSeq and is a predicted model, not a curated record. Gene Ontology annotation, molecular function: cytoskeletal motor activity; ATP binding; protein binding. Bases 1 to 4050 code for a protein of 1349 amino acids. The transcript has 26 exons.
AUGAACAAUGGAAAGACUUUAGUGGUAGCUGGCACCUGCCUAAGGGAGGAAGAAACUGCUCCAUUACUGGCACCUGGGUUUGAACGUAUUCAUACAAAGAAAGGGAACUACAGUAAGUCACUAGUUUCAAACCAGGAAGAGGUAGAUGAUUUAGCAACCUUGGAAGUUCUGGAUGAGAAUACAGUAACAGAACAGUUGCAGAAGAGUUAUGCCAAGGAUCAGAUCUACACAUACGUUGGAGACAUUCUCAUCGCUGUUAAUCCAUUUCGGAACAUAGACAUUUAUUCUUCACAGCAUUCCAAACUGUAUAUUGGAGCCAAACGGACUGCUAACCCUCCUCAUAUUUUUGCUGUUGCUGACAUAGGUUAUCAGUCCAUGGUGACAUACAACUCAGAUCAGUGUAUCGUUAUUUCUGGAGAAAGUGGAGCUGGCAAGACGCAAAGUGCUCAUCUUCUGGUUUCGCAGCUCACUGUCCUGGGCAAGGCUAAUAACAGGACUCUACAGGAGAAGAUCCUCCAGGUGAAUAACCUUGUAGAGGCAUUUGGAAAUGCAGGCACUAUCAUCAAUGAUAACUCCAGCAGAUUUGGAAAAUAUCUGGAAAUGAAAUUCACUUGUGGUGGCACUGUUGUAGGAGCUCAGAUUUCAGAGUAUCUUCUUGAAAAAUCCAGAGUUGUCCACCAGGCAGUAGGAGAGAAAAAUUUCCAUAUUUUUUAUUAUAUUUAUGCUGGUCUGGCAGAAAAGAAAAAACUGGCACAUUAUAAACUGCCAGAAUAUAGACCUCCCAGAUAUCUGCAAAAUGAACAUUUCAGAAUAGUGCAAGAUUUCAUGAACAAUAGCUUUUAUAAGUCCCAGUUUGAAUUAAUUGAACAGUGCUUCAAAGUCAUUGGUUUUACAUUGGAGGAACUUGGAAGUGUAUACAGUGUCCUGGCUGCCAUUUUAAAUGUGGGUAACAUUGAAUUCUCUGCAGUCGUAUCUGAACAUAUGAUUGACAAGAGUAACAUUUCAAAUCCAGUAGCCCUUGAGAACUGCGCGUCCUUGCUGUGUAUUCAGGCAGAUGAACUGCAAGAGGCUCUCACCUCUCACUGUGUAGUGACUCGAGGAGAAACAAUUAUUCGUCCCAACACUGUGGAAAAAGCCACCGAUGUCAGAGAUGCCAUGGCCAAAGCACUGUAUGGGCGCCUUUUUAGUUGGAUAGUCAAUCGCAUCAACACGUUACUCAAACCUGACAAACAUUUAAGUGGAAACGAUGAUGGUUUGAACAUUGGAAUUCUUGACAUCUUUGGCUUUGAAAAUUUCAAAAAAAAUUCUUUUGAACAACUCUGUAUCAACAUUGCCAAUGAACAAAUUCAGUUCUACUUCAAUCAACAUGUUUUUGCCUGGGAACAGAAUGAAUACCUAUAUGAAGGUGUUGAUGCAAGAGUUAUAGAAUAUGAGGACAACAGGCCCCUCUUAGAUAUGUUCCUGCAGAAACCAAUGGGAUUGUUGUCCCUGCUGGAUGAGGAGAGUCGAUUCCCACAAGCAACAGAUCAGACACUUGUAGAAAAAUUUGAAGAUAAUUUGAAGUCAAAAUAUUUUUGGAGACCCAAAAGAGUAGAUCUAACCUUUGGGAUUUAUCAUUAUGCAGGAAAGGUUCUAUAUAAUGCAAGUGGAUUCCUAGCCAAAAAUAGAGAUACUCUGCCAGCUGAUAUUGUGCUGCUACUGCGAUCAUCUGAAAACAAUCUGACACGACAGUUGGUAACCCAUCCUCUUACAAAAACAGGUAACUUGGCACACACUAAAAGCAAAACUACAAUCAGUUACCAAAUGUGGACCCCCCAGAAAUCAAUCAGUCAUACAAAGAAUGAAGCAGGAGAUACUGGACAUCAUCCAAGAGAGACAACCAGUAUGAAAACACAGACAGUCGCUUCUUAUUUUAGAUAUUCUCUGAUGGAUUUGUUAUCCAAAAUGGUCGUCGGCCAGCCUCAUUUUGUCAGGUGCAUCAAGCCAAACAACGACCGGCAGGCAAACAAGUUUGAUAAAGAAAAGGUGUUGGUUCAGUUGCGUUACACGGGAAUUCUGGAGACAGCAAGAAUUCGAAGACAGGGUUAUUCACACCGUAUACUGUUCGCUAACUUCAUAAAACGGUAUUACCUCAUCUGUUACAAAACAAAUGAUGACCCUCCAGUCAGCCCGGAAACCUGUGCUGCCAUCUUGGAAAAAGCCCACCUUGACAACUGGGUUCUUGGAAAAACUAAAGUGUUCCUCAAAUACUAUCAUGUGGAGCAGCUCAAUUUAAUGCGGAAGGAGACAGUUGACAUGAUUAUUUUGAUUCAAGCUUGUGUCAGAGGGUGGCUGGGUUCAAGGAGAUACAAAAAGAUAAAGGAACAAAGGGAACAAAGUGCUAUUAAAAUACAGUCAGCUGCCAGAGGAUACUUACUCAGGAAGAAGAGAAAAGAGCUAACUGAGAUGAGAAACAAAGCAGCGGUAGCACUUCAGUCUCACUACAGGGGAUACAAGGAGAGGAAGAUCUUCAAAAGGAGGAGGGAAUCACUUAGAAAGAAACAAACUCAAAAUGCAGCAUCCAUCAGUGAAAAGGAAAAGGAUGAAGAAUUUCAAGAUAAUGAGGGAAGUCCAGCUGGAAUGAAGAGUGCCCUUCUUAAAACAGAAGAAGAAGCAGCUGUCAUUGUUCAGAGCCAUUACAGAGGCUACAGAGUCCGUAAAAACAUAAAUUUUUAUGAACAGCACAAAAAAAUAGCAGAGGAAGAACUAUCUGCCGUGGAAUUCCUUGAAGCACAACUGCAGCCAGCUCAAAAUGAUACACUGGAAGAAGCAGCAAAUGAGGACACUCAAGAUGAAGCCGAUGCUGUUACUGACAGCGAGUGCUCUGGGUACAGCGACACAAAGAAUGUACAGGAGCAACAGAAAGCAUCUACUGAAGGAGAGGGAGAUUCUGUGAUGCAGAACCCUGCAGUAGAACAUGUCGGUGAAGGUGAAGAACAGGCCUCUUUGGAAGAAUCUUUCAGCAAAACUGUCAAGAUCACAUCUGAACCUAGUCCCCAGCAAGAGCAAGAUAACCAAGACAUGCUCAGUGCAGAUGGGCGAAAUCAAAACUGGGCUGAGGUCCAGCCCAGGACUGAUGGGGAUGUGGGAAGAAACCACCUGAAACAUGAAGCAGUGGUGCCCACAGGGUGUAAAGGAAUUAUAAGAAAAGAGUCACUAAGAGGCUCAUGGAAGCAAGGUGAGGCAGAAAAACAAGGUUCAGAAGACAAAGAGAAGGCAGCAGUGGUUAUUCAGAGCAGUUACCGGGGUUACAGAAGGAGGGGACAACUCAGAAAAGAAGGAAAACUACCUUGCAAAAGUCAAGUGAAAGCUGUAAAGGAGCCAACAGAAGCAGUACACAUUCAAAAUAAUAAUCCCCAAACAAGGAAGGAUAGGGAAAGCACCCGUACGGAGGCUGAAGACUCCAAGAUGCUGAAGGGAGACUCAGAGAAAGAGGCUUGUGAUUUGGCAGCCUUUUCACGGCAGAUAUCAAAAUUAUCCGAAGACUACUUAGCACUGCAGCAAAAAUUGAAUGAAAUGAUAUUGUCACAUCAUCUGAGACCUGUGAUGCUGUCCAGAGAUAAGCAAGCUAAUGGCCGACUUUCUUCUCAUGUUUGCCAGCCAGCUGCGGCCAAAGUAGAAGACUCUCGCCCAAUGCAGAGACCCCCAAGAAGGCCACGGAAGCCUAAGACAUUAAACAAUCCAGAAGACUCCACCUACUACACUUUAAUACACAAAUCAAUACAAGACGAAAAACGGAAGCCAAGAAAAGAAAGUCUGAGCAAAGUUCUGGAUUUAGAUAUCUACUACCAAGAAAUUUCAUCUCCUGAUUCCACCUCAAAGGACAGCAGCUCUACCACAAGAAGGAAGAGACACCCAGCUGAGCGCAGGACUUCAAUUUUAAGAGCUACUGAGCGGUCGAGGGUUGCAGAAAGCCCCCUGGAAGAGAGUAAAACCGAAGAUAAUCCCUAUGACUACAGACGACUGCUGCGGAAGACCUCACAGCGCCGGCGCCUUAUCCAGCAGUUCUAG